This is a messenger RNA of Lontra canadensis (Northern American river otter), 2251 nucleotides long. It is a transcript of the gene ADA2, whose product is annotated as adenosine deaminase 2. NCBI's taxonomy places the organism in Eukaryota, Metazoa, Chordata, Mammalia, Carnivora, Mustelidae. Gene Ontology annotation, molecular function: adenosine deaminase activity. The transcript has 12 exons. Bases 288 to 1835 code for a protein of 515 amino acids. Gene Ontology annotation, biological process: inosine biosynthetic process; adenosine catabolic process. The record is from RefSeq and is a predicted model, not a curated record.
CCCUGACAGGAAGUGAAAACAGGAUGGUGAGCUUUUCUGGUGCUUGUGACACAGCUGUCAGGGGACUCAGCAAACAGUCUGCAGUUUCUGGAGCUGCUCUGAGCUGUUGGCAAACACUGGUCUGAAGAGAGAUUCGAAGACUUCAUGAAGUUGCAGGGGUUCUUCUAAAGUCCAACUCUCUGAUUAGGAUGGUACAGCCCCUGCCAUAGCUGUGGUACAAGAGUAAAUAGUAUCCUGUUCCUUCUGAAAAUUCCCUCUUGGUGUCUGGUGUAGCUUAGAGCAUCCCAAUGUCCAUGGGUGGCCCAUUGGGGUGGCCAGCCCUGCUCUCCCUGCUUUUGGUGGUGGCGAUACCUUUUUUCUGCUCAGCCAUAUCCAUAGAUGAAGCACGAACCCAGCUGUUGAUGAGAGAGAAGAUGCUGCAGCUUGGGGGGCAGCUGGUGCUGACCAAGCAAGAGGAGCUGGCCAAUGAGAGGCUCAUGGCUCUCAAAAAGGCUGAGGUGGUGCAGGCCAUGAAGAUCCAGAAUUUCCCUCCCAGCAUGCACUUCUUCCAGGCCAAGAAUCUCAUCGAGAAAAGUCAGGUGUUUAGUAUCCUGAAGAAGAUGCCAAAAGGGGCUGCCUUACAUGUCCAUGACUUCGGCAUCCUGAGCAUGAACUGGCUGGUGAAAAAUGUCACCUAUAGGCCCCACUGCCAUUUCUGUAUCACCCCGAAGGGGGCCCUGUCAUUCAAAUUUGCUUAUCCAACACCCCCUACCCCUAUGCCAGCAGAGUGUUCAGAGUGGGUUUUGCUGGAGAAGUAUCGAAAGGAGAUGCAGAACGUCACUGAGUUUGACAACGGACUGCUAAGGAAUUUCACGCUGAUGACCGAGAACCCAGAGGUGGAUUAUGCCAACCAAAAUAUCGUCUGGUCCAAGUUUCAAAGCAUCUUCUUCACGAUCUCUGGCCUUGUCCACUAUGCACCAGUGUUCAGAGACUAUAUCUUCCAGGCUCUGGAGGAGUUCUACCAGGACAAUGUGCUCUAUCUGGAGCUCAGAGCCAUGCUGCUCCCGGUAUAUGAACUGAAUGGGACCAUCCAUAACCAGGAGUGGUCAGUGAGGACUUACAGAGAAGUGGCUUAUAUGUUUGCGAAAAAGCAUCCUGGAUUUAUUGGAAUCAAACUCAUUUAUUCAGAUCGCAGAUUCAAAAAUGUGUCCUUCAUCAUGAAAUCCGUCCAAACGGCUAUGAUGCUUCGGGCCACAUUCCCCAGGAUGGUGGCAGGCUUUGACCUGGUGGGGCAUGAGGACACUGGCCAUACCUUGUAUGACUACAGGAAGGCUUUGAUGAUACCCACCUUGCAGGGCAUUAAACUGCCUUACUUUUUCCAUGCUGGAGAGACAGACUGGCAGGGUACUUCCAUAGAUAGAAAUCUUCUGGAUGCUCUAAUACUGAACUCUACCAGGAUUGGCCAUGGAUUUGCUUUGACCAAACACCCAGCAGUCUGGGCUGACUCCUGGAAGAAGAACAUCCCCAUAGAAGUUUGUCCCAUCUCCAACCAGGUUCUGAAACUGGUGUCUGACUUGAGAAAUCACCCUGCUGCUGUUCUGAUGGCCACUGGGUACCCCAUGGUGAUCAGCUCUGAUGACCCAGCUGUCUUUGGUGCCAAAGGCUUAUCCUAUGAUUUCUAUGAGGCCUUCAUGGGCAUUGGGGGAAUGGCAGCUGAUCUGAGGACCCUUAAACAGCUGGCUAUGAACUCUAUCAAGCUCAGCACCUUGUUGGAUACUGAGAAAAAGGCUGCCAUGAAAACCUGGGAGGAAAGAUGGAAUAAGUUUGUAGCCGACCUGGCUAGGAGGCCAAAGUGAAUUGUCUGGUCUGGAAAAACUAAAUGGGCAGGGACACCAAGAGUCCCUGACAUGCCAGGCUUAUUGUAUAAGUCCCUAUUAUCUGGCCCCUGAUGAAUGCCCAGGUCCAGCCCCAUCCUGGAACUUUUCAUCAGCUGGCAUAGCUCCCAGGGAAGGGCAGGGAGACUUCUCAAACUGAGGGAAUGUUGUUGGAGAGGCAAAUCAUCCUGUUUCCCAGCAGGUGAGAAUUUGGGAUCCAGCCUUAGGGAAAACCAUGGAACAUUUUUCUUUUUAUCUUGAAAUAAUGUGAAACCUUCAGAAAAGUCACAAGAACAGUACAAAGAACUCUAACAUACUCCUUAUCUAGGUUCCCCAAUUAUUGACAUUUACAACAUUUGCUAUACCCUUCUCUCUGCAUAUAUAUCUGUAUCUCUUUU